AUGAUUAACCAUUACUUUGUUGCUGGUGUUGUAGGCGAUUGUAUAUAUGCUCUUCCAGAUGCUGGUUUACACCAACCAAUCUAUAAAUAUGAUCCAAAAGAAUUAAGAUGGAAGAGUGCCGAAAACACAUUAAAGGGUGGUAAAACUGGUUUCAGUUUAGCUGUAUUGGAUGAUUACAUAUAUAUUAUUGGUGGUUACAAGGGCUCAACAGUAACAGAUACUGUCGAAAGAUAUCACCCAAGAACAAAUAGUUGGUGUAAUGUUGCAAAUAUGUUAACUAAACGUGCAGAGGGUUCAACAGUAGUCCAAGAUGGUUUUAUCUAUAUAAUUGGUGGUUCAAGUCCAAAUACCACUAUCGAGCGUUAUAAUCCCCAUUCCAAUCAAUGGUCCUUUAUUUGCAAUCUCAGCAAUGGGCAAUUCAAAGUUUCUACAGCAACUUCAAUGGAGGGUAAAAUCUAUGCAAUUGGUGCCGAAAAUGAAUCUUAUUCAAAUAAUAUUGUUUUACAAUUUAAUCCAACAACAAAUAGCUGGAAGAGGGUUGCUCCUCUUUUGUGUAAUUCAUACAAUCCUCAUUCCUCAGUUAUAUUAGACCGUUAUAUUUUCUUCAUUCCAUGGAGCGGUUCAACAAGUGUCCAUAAAUAUGAAAGCUGUUCAUAUUAAAAAACCCAAUAAUUAUUUAUUUACUUGAAAUCUUAAUAAUAUAUAAUAUAAUAAUAACUAUAUUUUUAAAAAAAAAAAAAAAAAAAAAAGCGAAAAUCAUAAUAAAAUUAAAAUCCUAUUUCGAUUUUAUUAUCUAUUUAUAAAGGAAUUAUUUAUAAAUAAAUAAUUUAGCACA
Molecule: messenger RNA, 835 nt
Organism: Dictyostelium purpureum
Lineage: Eukaryota; Evosea; Eumycetozoa; Dictyosteliales; Dictyosteliaceae
Exons: 1
Coding region: 1-660 (219 amino acids)
Molecular function (GO): protein binding
Source: RefSeq, a predicted model, not a curated record